UCCUCGCCCGCCGGCCGCUACAGCUGUGCGCUCGGGUAAAGGCGUGUGCCCCCACAAGUCAGACACAGACUUUGGCUGACAACUGUUAAAGCUCGUUUGAGACUGAUCUUAGAGGAGUUCUCCAGCUGUGUUUAUUUGGGUUUUAUUGCGUUUUGUACUGUGUAAGGCAGCUACACCCAUACUUAGCUAGUUAGCUUGCCAAGACAUUUCAAAAGGAGUUAAGUGUGGUGUUAGGGAGUGGGUUGUGACCGUUUGGAAUGGCUGCUCCCCGGCCCAUAAAAGGUAUUUUGAAGAACAAAAACAGCGGUGCGAACGCCAAAGGUUGCCCCGAGGUUACAGCGGAAGACCCGGCAGCACCUGGUAACCUCGAAGACGAUCAACAGAAGAAGUCACAGAAAUGGGACGAAAUGAACAUCUUGGCCACAUAUCACCCAGCAGAUAAGGACUAUGGGCUGAUGAAGAUUGAUGAACCCAGUACGCCAUACAAUCGGAUGGUGGGCGAUGAGGACGAUGAAGAGGCACACAGUGAUUCAGAAGGGAAUGCAUCCCUCACCGUGGAUGCCCUAGCCAAAAAGCUGGCAGCAGCUGAAGGCACAGAACCACACUUUAUGAAAGAGGAAGAAGAAGAAAGCAGCGAAGAGGAGGAGGAGGAGCUGAGCCCAGAGCAGCAAGCCAAAAAAAAGCAGUUUCAGAUGUUGAGGAAAAUGCAUUAUAAUGAAGGUCUCAACAUUAAACUGGCCAGACAGCUGAUUGCCCGGGAGUUGGAGGAGGAAGAUGCGGACGAGGAAAUGAGGGAUGAGACAGAGACGGAGGAUAUUAACGUAGACCCACCUCAAGAUGCUCAUGCCUUGGCUCAAGCCCCAUUGGAAGGUUGCGUGCUGUUUCCCGAUCAUAGAGGACACUGUUUCAGGACCCCCUUGCCCCUAUGACCCCUCUGUAUUCUACAAGCACUGCAGUGCAAAACCACAUCAGCCAGCUGGUUUCUCCCCCUGUUGCCAGGAGUAUGUUGUCUUACUGUUGCUAUACAAAGAAACAAAAAGGCCUGAAGACUGUUAUUAAUCAGGCCUCUACCCUGAGUACCAGCCAAUGCCAGCCUGACAGCCGCCAUGUUCCAGAGGAGGCCUUCCGCACAGAGCUCCUGCUCCUCGGCACCUGGUCCAGGCUGUACCAAGAAGCCACUGCUUUCCCCAUCUAUUCUGCUCAGCCCUGGUAGGGCUACACCUACACCUGAAGACUGGCUUAAAAAAGUGAAAAAAACUGCUGUGCUAGAAAAGCUAGUAUACUCGCUACUGCACUAACCUGACCAACUGACUGUAGACCAUGGCAUCAGUAUAUUUAGAACCUAAACUGUAUACGUUCAUGGUGUACUGGAUCACAGAGAAACACUGCUUUAGGUUUUAGUGGCUUUAUUCACUACACUCUGGCACAUAGCCUGUAUGUUACUGUUGUCUUCAUUGUUAUUUGAGCUGGUUCUAUUUUGGCAUGAACCAUCCGGUAGAGGACACUUCCUACCAUAUGCCUCUCAUGUUAACAUCAGCACCAGCUGCAUUGGUGAGUGCUGCUAAGUGAAUCAGUAUUCUUUCUCAGAUCAGCCAGCUGAUGCUCCAUCUCUCUGAGGCUGUGCUGUAGAUCAGGGGUCUAACAGGUGGGGGGUUUUCCCCCUCAUGAGUCAUUUUAGUUGUUUCAAAGUUGUACACAUACAAAAAAUGCUCAGAAGUCCCAAGUUGUCAUUAAGUAAAGUUUAGAGGUUUGGAACUCUAAUGGUUGCUAACGAGGAUUUGGAACUGCUGGCCUGAAGUUUGGACCCAUGUUAAUAUUCAUAUGAGCUCUACUGUCUGGUUGGCUGGUUAAAACCUUGUUUUCUGUUUUAUUAGCACUAAUCAUCGCUAUGCCCAACAUAUAAAUUAAAUGGUAAUUGUUCAUAAUUUAUUACAAAUCAAAACUAUGUAAACUACUGAGGAGAUUGUGUGCUUUUGGUAUUGAUAUCAUCCAUUGCUUUUUCAAAAUCAAAUACAAUAAUAAAAAAAAACAAUGAAAAAAUGAUUGCUGGACUAAGCAAUCUUUUUGGUUUGUCUUGCCUAUUCCACUGCUUUACCCAUGGUUUUUACUUUUUGUUUUGAUUAGUGAUAUAUUUUGCACUCUGGAAUUUAUCACCAUUCUACCUGCAUAUUAAUACCAGAAAAAAAGGUGAUAACUUUUCAUUCACUGCUAAGGAUAGUGUACAGAUAGUCUUAUUUAUUAGUUUGAGGUUGGUUUUUUUUUCUAUAAUUCCUCACAAUAAUAUCGCUGCAUUAGGUUUUUAGUUAUUUGAGGUAUUUUGUUGCACUAUAGUCCCAAGUACUGACUCCUGAUGUCUGUUUAUACUGUGGUUCAAUAUUGAUAAACACAACAGGAAGAGCCUGUUUAUAAUCUGGCAUGUCAUUUUACCCCUUUUUAACCUGAUAUCCAAAACAAUCAACACAAUCUUUAGUGUCUAAUUUCGCACAUGCUGCCAGGAAUGUCAUGACCUUUUAUUAAGACACAGACAAAGCAUUUAAAUGUAUGUGCCUAGAGUACAAUUAAGUCACAAGCAGGUUUGCAGACUUUCCCCCACCUUGCAAUAAAAAAGAAAAAAACAGUGCUGGUCACUUAAAACUGAGAAUCAGACACAUUAAGGUCUAAAUCCCAUGGGAUUGCUGUUGCUCAUUACUGAAGUUAAAAUAUUUCACCAUGCAAAAUUUCUGUUUAAAUUUAAAGUAAUGACUUGUUUUUGCAAAAGAAACAAGGAACAUAUUUGCUGAUUGCAAAAUGAGUUUUUACAGCAAAUGAAAGCCUUGUGGUAUUGAUCCACUCUCUACACACUGGAUAUGGUGGUCGUAUUACUAGGCAUGUGCUGUAAAACCUGAUGAAGAAUUCUCUGUAAAUUUGUAAAUGCUCAUACCCAUAUUCUAUAUUUUUAUGAUGUGUUGUACAUUGCCUGCCUCUUUUUUAACUUAAUUUUUCUUCUUUUUGUUGUAUUCUGGUAUUUGUGUUCUUUAAUACUUUCCCCCACAAAAUUAUAAGGAUAAUUGCUGCAUUGUUUUAAUCUAGUACAUGUACAUGCUCUACACCUUAAAAUGUGUAUAUUUGUCAUUAUUAAAAUAUGUUUAAAUAG
Molecule: messenger RNA, 3133 nt
Organism: Electrophorus electricus (electric eel)
Lineage: Eukaryota; Metazoa; Chordata; Actinopteri; Gymnotiformes; Gymnotidae
Gene: ppp1r2
Product: protein phosphatase 1, regulatory (inhibitor) subunit 2
Biological process (GO): regulation of signal transduction
Molecular function (GO): protein phosphatase inhibitor activity
Source: RefSeq, a predicted model, not a curated record